AUGAGGCAGCCCGCUGCAGCCGCGGGACUGAGUGGCAGAUGGCCCGAGUGCAUCAUACAAAUCGUGGGGUCAAAGGAGAUAGUAGCAGCCACGAGCCUGCAGGCCAAGCGCAGUGUGGCGAGCAAUGCCCCGCAGGGCACCGGCCCUCCUACUGUGGCGAGGAUCGACUGUGUGCCUGGAACGGAGACCGCACAAGUGGCGUUGACCGGAGGAAUGGGCUUUGCAAACUUUGCAGACAACUUCACAGGCGUGGACUUCACACAGGACGACACGCUGCCGGGGGCUAUCCUGAAGCUGGAGGGCCAGAACUUAGUCAUCCGCGACUCAACCUUUAGUAACCUCGCGAACGGCGCCCCGGGCACCGUCAUCGUGAUCAAUUCAACUCUUUCCAUCAUCAACACCACAUUCGCGUCCAACACCCAGGCCGCUGCGGGCGCCCUGUUCCUCAACGGCUCCUCUGUCACUAUAUAUGACUCGCUGUUUGAUCGCAACAAAGGCUUCCAGGCAGGUGCCAUCAACGCCAUCGGGGAAUCCAACCUGCUGGUCAACCUGACGGUCUUCCGCAGCAACAACGGAUCCCAGGGCGGGGGCAUCGGCAUGGCGGGCGGCGGGAAGCUGCGUGUCAUCGAGUCGCUGUUCCUCAGGAACGCUGCGCAGAACGGGGGCGGCAUCUUCGUGCAGAAGUCUGCGGACUCGUACAUCCAAAACUGCACCUUUUCUAGCAACACGGCGGCCGUGAAUGGCGCGGGCGUGUUCCAGGAGCUGACCAAGGGGACUCUGGACGCAUGCAUCCUGCGUGCCAACAAGGCCCAGACGGGCGGGGGCGGAUAUUACAACAAGUGCCCUGACGUCUCGUUCGUGCGCAACCGCUUUGAGAACAACACGGCUGCCGCUGGCGGCGCCGGCCUCGAGCUGAACCAGUGCGUCGGUGACGUGGAAGCCUGCGUGUUCUCACGUAAUCGGGGUGAGAAGGGGGGCGGCCUGUUUAUGGACCAGUGCUCGACCAAUGUGGGCAACACAACGUUCGAGGCCAACACGGCCUCCCUGCUCGGCGGCGGCCUGUACCGCUCCUUCCCGAGCGAGCGCUCUGUGGUGCGCGGAUGCAAGUUCCUCAAGAACCGGGCCAGCCAGUACGGAGGGGCCAUCUAUGAGCAGAAUGUGGCCGACGGCGCAGUGCAGGGGUCGAAGUUCAGCGGCAAUGAGGCGCCAACGGGGGCUGCCAUCUAUUCGCGCAUGUCAUCGACCGAUGUCAACGCCAACACAAACCUGGACUCCGCUGACGUGGAGUUUGCGGAUCACUGA
Messenger RNA from Coccomyxa subellipsoidea C-169, 1302 nucleotides. RefSeq lists its product as hypothetical. The transcript is spliced from 10 exons. Bases 1 to 1302 code for a protein of 433 amino acids. The record is from RefSeq and is a predicted model, not a curated record. NCBI's taxonomy places the organism in Eukaryota, Viridiplantae, Chlorophyta, Trebouxiophyceae, Coccomyxaceae.